AUGGCAGCGUUAAAAGAUCAUCCAGUAAUCAAGAAGGUCCAGGAGGAGCUUGUGUGCCCUAUCUGCCUGGAGACAGCGCAGCUUCCUGUGAAUUUCACGUGCUUUCGAGGCUGCGGGGGGAAAUUCUCCAACAACAGCACCUGCCUUCGCAGCGUACUCUGCCUCCACUGCGCCAACGACGCGCUGCACCUGGGCCGUCCCCCGCCCAGCCGCUUUCCCGACAGCGGCGGCUUCGCCCACUGCCUCAUUUGCAGGGAGACCCGCGUGGAUGCCCGCAUGCUGACACCGGACAACGCCUACCUGGUCAAUCACAACGUGGCGGCCAUCAUGGACGCCCUGGGACUGGGGGCGGUGUGCAGGCGCUGCGAUGAGGAUCACGAGUCCCAGUCAGCUCUGCACCAGCACUACGUCCGCCGCUGCCCCGCCGCCGUCGUCAAGUGCCGCUUCCGGAGCUGCGCGCACUGGCACACCCGCAGCGCUGCACCCGAACACGAGGCUACAUGUCCCGUGGGUCGUUCUCCAUGUGGGCAGUGCGGCGUGUGGGUGGACCGAACCGACCUGCUGCGACACAUGGUGACCACGUGUCGACUGCGUAUCGUGAACUGCAUGCUAUGCAAGCACUCGGCUCUCCUGCCAGACAUGUUGGAGCACCUGAGGCUGCACAAGAGGCAGCUCCAGGGCCAGGCGCGAGCGCGCGCAGCAGCAGCGGCGGCGGCGGCGGCGGCUAAUAACACUGCCAGCAUGGCGGCGGCGGCGGCAGUGGGCUCUGUCGUACCGGCCGCGGGGGAGCCGAAACCAACAGAGGUACCGACCGGAGGAGCAGGUGUACACGUCGCAGCCGCGGCAGCAGUGGGCAUGGCGGCGGCGGCGGCAGCGGUGGUUCCGGAGCAGCUGGGCCGUUUGCAAUCAUCUGGGGUGGUACGGCCCUCUACUCGGACGGUGUAUUCCGCUGAUGGUCGCCUUCCGCAGCAGCAGCAGCAGCAGCUGCAGCACCAGGCGACUGCUCUGACGCAGCUGCAGCAGCAGCAGCUGCAGCAGCAGCAGGUGCAACAGCAGGCGCAGCAGCUGCUGGAAAUGCUGCGCCGCCAGCAGCAACAGCUGCUACUGCGGCUACAGACCCAAACGCAGACGCAAGGGCACGCUCCGGGGUUCGGCACCACCACCACCGCCGCCGCCGCGGCCGCCACCACUACUGCCACCAGGGCCCCACCGCCGAUAUCCACCGCCAUCUCAGCGGCGCACACGCAGCCAGAUCGCGCACCUGUCGGACCACUGUCACAGCAACUAACUAACCAACCUCUCAACAACCAACUGCAGCCCCAAAACCAGCAGAGCCGUGGCAGCAUCUGCCUCCCCGGCGACCUGGCGGCGGCGAGAUUGGCCUCGUUGUCCUUGGCCGGUCUUGGCCGACCCUACGCCGACGGGGGAAGUGCUGGCGCGAUUGCCGCCGCCGGCGGCGGUGGCGGCGGCGGCGGUAGCGGGGCCCUUUCCAGUGCCCAUUCGAGUGCAGCCCUCACAACCCUGAGGCUGCCUUUACCAAUACCGUUUCCGCAGCCACCGGCGGCAGUAGUGUCUGCGGCAUCGGAAAGACUCCCACCGCCAGUACCACCGCCACCAGCAGCAGCAGCAGCAGGGGCAGGUGUGGCGCAGAGGGACGUUGGCUGGCAGAGCGACAGCGGCACCGCGCAACAGAUGCGGAUUUCUAUGGCCAUAGCGUCAGAGGGCGCCGGCGUCAACGCUGGUACGGAUGGAAUCCGCAGCGGCAGCCGCAGCGCUCGCGGCGGCGACGGCGGCGGCAGCAACGGCGGCGGGGGGACGUUGCUCGAGGUGCCGUCGGCACGGGCGGCGGCGGCGGCCGCGACGUUUGAGGCGGCGCUGCGGCGCACAUCUUCGCUGGUGGCCUUUGGGCAGAGGCGUCUUGAGCAGCUUCUUGCGGAUAUGGGAGGCGAAAUCGGGGGUGACGGACGCGGCGGCAGCUCCCGAGCAGACAUCGUACACCGCCGGGGGGCAUUUUGGCCGGCGGAGCUGGAUGACACGGCCGGCGGCGGCGGCGGUGGCGCUGGGUACAUGUACGAUAGGCGGCGUGGUGGGGACGCUGCCCCGGUCGAACAGGGCGCUGCUGGCUGUUCGUCAGAAGCGGCGGACGAAGCUGCGCGCUUGGUACGCACUGCCGCUGCCAUCGUACGUGCCUCCGCAGCGGCUUCGGAGCGGCGGAGUCAGCGGCAGAUGGCACUGACAGCAGGGGGAGUCGCUGCCGGUGGUGGUGGACCCGCGGCCACAUCCACCACCUCUUUCAGCGUCAGCAACAGCAGCCUGCCUAUUCCCUCCCAUACUCCUCCUCCUCCUCCUCCUCGUGCUGCUGCUGCUGCUCGGCUUGUGUUCGAUGUGUUGGAAAGGCUGGUCCGGGCCUCCUCCACCUCGCGGGAGUGCGGAGCAGCGCGGGUAUCGGCCUCGGGGAUACAGUAG
Volvox carteri f. nagariensis is the source of this 2466-nucleotide messenger RNA. RefSeq lists its product as uncharacterized. Gene Ontology annotation, molecular function: zinc ion binding. The coding region runs from base 1 to 2466 and encodes 821 amino acids. The transcript is spliced from 7 exons. NCBI's taxonomy places the organism in Eukaryota, Viridiplantae, Chlorophyta, Chlorophyceae, Chlamydomonadales, Volvocaceae. The record is from RefSeq and is a predicted model, not a curated record.